This is a messenger RNA of Pocillopora meandrina, 5465 nucleotides long. The record is from the annotation of a GenBank genome assembly. NCBI's taxonomy places the organism in Eukaryota, Metazoa, Cnidaria, Anthozoa, Scleractinia, Pocilloporidae.
AUGCCUUCAGGGGACCCUAAUAUAACUGGGUUUGAACACGUGUAAAAGCAACUGCAUGUCUAUCUAUCACCAUAUUGACGACUUUUCACGGGAGGUUUUUAUCAUUUACUCUAGUUUCAGUUUCUAAGAAGGAGAAGGAUUGAAGACAAUUGCCAGAAUUCUCUAUCGUCCGUAGCUACGUACUGAUUUUGAGACUGGAGUUUGGGUUUCUGCUGCGUAUGCUAAGAUGUGGCUUUUCAUCAGAGAUUUCACCUUUCCAAAAAUAAUUUUUCUUGCCAUUUAUUUUCUGUCGGGAUGUUCAACAAAACAAGGUAGGUUAAUCAAAGAGAAAGGGUUUUUAAAACCUGCGAUGAAACACGCAGGCACGUCCGCAUUUUCGAACCAAAUACGAACGGUAACCGCAUAUGUAAAACUGAUUGAAUUACCUGCAGUGAAAAUGAAAAGUGUUCUCAUUGUGUUUCACUACCACUGUAAACCUCAAAUUUGGGUUUUAAGUCCCACACUUAUAAAAACUGCAGAGAAGAAGCACUUGAUUCCUGAAAAAAAAUAAAUUUAGAAAAAAAAACUCACAACGAUAUGCGUCUUUAUGGACCUGCUUUACGCUGAACUUUUUUUUUCGAAGAGUACUAACUGUGUUGUUUCAUGAAUUGUAGAUGAGUGUGGGUGUCCUUAACAUUACUGAAUUGCUUGUGUGUGUGGCCGAGAUUUAUCAGCCAUUUUAGGGCAAAUUAGGUUGCUUUUUUUUAAGUGAAGAUGUUCACUUGAUGCAGUUUUACUAAAUCAAAUUUUUAAUUCAUUUAAAUUGUGAUUGACUAGUGCCAGGAAACUCUGCACCUGAGAUGAGAAUAGACGACGACGACGAACAGCGGUUGUUGAAAUACUUGUUUACCAACUACAAUCCACAAUUGCGGCCUGUCGAGAACAAGUCAGACCGCGUCACUGUCACCUUUGGCGUUUCUCUUCACCAGAUCAUUAAUGUAGUAGGUUUCCUGUAUUUCACUAACUUCUUUAGAAGAACUGUUGAUAAUAAAUCAGAAAUUAGCACAUUACAAAUAUCCACCUAAGCUUCAUUUACACCCUUACGCUUACUUCAUGUCUGCCAGAAUCUUAUUUUCAAAGAGUUCCUCGGAGAUUUUUCGCUAUGAAAUUUAAAAAAAGUUGCAAAUGGAGACAACGAUGUAGAAAGGUUGUCCACUUCUGUUGCAUAAAUAUUCAGUUAAGUUGCUGAUGGGUUUUGGAGUCUACCGCGUAGACUUGUAGUAAGAACUACCCGUUUUCUAGGCUCAAAAAAUAAAAACAAAACAAAAUAAAAUAAUCUCCCGCUUUUUUCAAUACGACUUACCAGCGAAAACAGAGGUUGUGAUGUGUUGUGUUUUACGACCACAACUCAAUCCAAACAACCGGAAAGUAUUAAACUAUUACGCGAUAGGCUUGAUGCAACUUUUCAAUGGCUACGAGAGAUUCAUAUUUUAUUUUUAUUUACUUUUCUGCAGGACGAGAAGAAUCAGCUCUUGCAGACCAGUGUAUGGGUCAGACAGGUAGGAAUUUCUGUUUCCUGGAUACCUUACCAAAGAUGGUUGCACAAUGUAUCUAGUAUAAUAUCUAGUAUCGGAUAGAAGACCAAAAGGGAUGAGUGAAGGGAAAUUGAGCUUUUUCUAGCUAUACAUAUAGAUUCCACUUUGCCGUGCAUCUGUUUAGUCAGAUAGAUCACAGAUGACGUCAAAAUGUGGUAAGAACGAAAAAGGCAAGGAGCAGCCGAGUGUGUCACUGAAGCUCUUUCAACAUUUUUCUGUGAUGUAUUACUGUACAAACCCAAGGCAGUAUUGAAUCUAUAAUUUGUUUUAUACGAUAAAAGAGCCAAAAUGAUGCGUCUGUCUUCCAAUAGAUCUUAAGUAAGAACCAAUCAAAAUGCCUGUAUGUUUAGCUUCUCAUAUAUUUAUAAAAAGGCAUGAAUAAAGGGGUAAGUUUCUAUAUAAACUGUGGCGCUGCGUCGGUGGAAGAGUAUAACAAGGUAAUUUAGUAUUAUCAGCUGAGUUGAUAACACUCGAAGCGUCAGCUUUCAAUUUGCAAACCCUUUACGGUGACCAAUUCACGUUAUCAACUCAGCUGAUAAUGCUAAAUUACCCUACAAAAAAGCAUGAUCAAUUAAACUCAAAAUUUAGUGAUGUGCCAUUCACACCCUUUACGGUGACCAAUUCACGUUAUCAACUCAGCUGAUAAUACUAAAUUACCCUACCCUGAUUGUAGAAUGAUUCAUUUUAUUCUGAUAGGUUUGGAACAAUCCUUUCCUUGUUUGGAACCAAACAGACUUUGGUGGAAUAAAAUCUGUCAAUGUUCACUCUUCACAGGUCUGGAUACCAGACAUCUACCUAUACAAUAAGUGAGUUAAAAAUGUAAUCCUGUAAGCUAAGCGGAGUAAGGAAUGUAAGAGGAUGAUAAACGUUUUUGGACCUGUAGCUCUCUUUGAUUAUUAAACCAACGAGACUAACUACCAAAGCCAGUUCAGGCAUUCGUUUCAAACCCAAAUUUAGAAUAUUAAAAUAUGACUUUACAAACAACACUUGUGGCACAAAAAACUCUCGGGAAGAGCUUUUUCGUUUACCCUCUACGCGAUAUGCUUAUAUCUGUUCUUAAAUGCAGUUUGUGAUCAGUGAACUAUUCUAUUUAAAAUGAUUUUAUAAAACGAAAGAGAGAAUUCAAAGUAGUAGUAACGAAUAACAUUCUUUCAAUGUUGCACUUUUCAGCUCGUAGCUGGUUACUUAUACUUGAAGCUCCUUAUAAUAAAGUUUAAUUUUUAGCGCUGACCACGAACGUGAGGGUGGAAUGGAUCAGUUUCAUACACAGAUAGUAAUCAACUCAACUGGUUGGAACAUGUGGCUGACACCUGUGAUCCUGUACAGCUCUUGUAAGAUGGACGUCAAGUAUUUCCCUUUCGAUACCCAGGUAAGGAUCUCCGAAACAUCCACUGAUUAACAUGUGAUUCAAGGUUACGUUCGGAUUUCAAAGAUAGAGCACAGUUCGAUUGAAUUUUGUAAAACGAGAACCAAAGCAAUCACAACAGCCAUGCAAUCUGAGCAAGGAAAUAUCACCAUAAAUAGCCACUGAGAACUCGAAGUACAAACAAGCAAACCGCCCGAAGAGCAGGGAAACGCGAAUGAUCAAGUUGUGGUUGGUUUUAGUUUUGUAUCUGAUUGGUUUAGGAAGUGGCGCGAGGUUUUUGGACCAAUCACAUAAGGAAGUAUUGCAAAAACGAAGCAAUUCCGGAUUACAUUCGGCACUCAAUUGAAGAUGUCCCUGAAAAUAAUUCAUGAGACCUAGAAUCACGGUAAAGGAACAAGCAGUUUGAAGUUUUUGACAGUUAUGAUUCGUCUACUAACAGGCUUGUGAUCUGAAAUUCGGUUCCUGGACGUACGAUGGUUUUCGUGUGGACAUGGUACCAGAGGCACUCCUUGCAGACACGACAAAGUUUGUCAGCAACGGCGAAUGGGAACUCAUCUCGUUUCCAGCAAAGAGGAAUGUAAUCUAUUACGUUUGUUGUCCAGAGCCCUACCCGGAUGUUACUUACACCCUGAGAAUACAGAGAUUGGCUUUGUUUUAUUACAUGAAUCUGAUCAUACCAUGUCUGCUGAUAACAGGUAACGAAGAGAAACUGCAAAAGUAAUAAAUUAUAAGCUGAGCCAUAAAAAAAAUUUGACCUUUAUUAUGAUAACCUCGCAAACUAAAAUUGUCCUCAGUCAAGAUGAUGAUAAUGACAAUCAAAGUCCUUACCAUUUUGAUGAAGAAAAAUUCACAUUUUCUCGGUGAUGAGAGGUUACUUUUAGAGACCAUCUGAUUUGUUCUUCAGGCAUUCUAUUAAGUGUAAAACGUAAUUUGGAUCUCGACGUAUACGUAUGAUUUUAAACCUGACGUUUCGAACGCUAGCCCUUCGUCAAUGCCCGAUUCGCUUUGACAAGGGGCCAACCCUCAAAAUGUCAGCUGUUUUUAAAACUCUUUGUGGUGGCCAAUUUUCAAUAUCAUCUAAGUUAAUAAAUCCUGUAAAAACUCUCUCCCCCUCCCCCCCCCGCCCCACACACAUACACUAUCGCAGCAUUCCAGUUACUUUAGAAACUUAUCACCUUCAUACAUGUAUUAUUCCAUUACAGUGUUGACAGUAACGGCUUUCUACCUUCCCCCUGAUUCUGGUGAACGUAUCACGUUAGUGAUCACAAACCUGUUAGCCAUGACUGUGUUCAUGUUGCUUGUGGCAGAUAUCAUGCCAUCAACUUCAGAAGUGAUACCAGUUAUAUCAAUAUACUUUAGUGGUGCGAUUUUUGAGGUAUGUCUGUCAACUCCUUUAAUUUUAAAAUCAGAAAAAUGUCAAAGACGUAGUUUGUCGAAGAACAUUUUAAUCGCAUUUGGUCGAAUUGAUAUAUCUUUGUUUCCAUAUCUUGUUAUUUGUAUUAUAUACCGGUAUUAAUUGAGUAGGAGAGCCCGGACUGGAAAAUAUUUGACUUUCGGUCAUGACGCACGGACCUCGCUGCGCUAAAAUCCGUACGUCAUGACCUUGAGCCAAAUAUUUUUCGUCCGGCUUCCCUACUCAGUCAAUUAAUACAUAUUAUAACUCUCAGAGUCGACGAAAAUAUUCAAGGACCUCGCUCCUCUGUUAUCAUAAAUAAGUUAAUAUCUAGCAAGAUAUCCGUCUUCAGUUGCUCAUUCAGCUUGAUACACAUAUCCUCCUUUAGGUUUCACUGGCUCUUCUCGCCACGUGCUUCAUUCUCAAGUGCCAUUUUCACGAUCCUGCUUCGUCAGACAUGCCAGUUUGGAUUCGACACAUUGUCUUCAAUUGGAUGGCACAAUUACUCCGUGUUAAAGUCCCUCGCCAUAGAAAACAGGAAAUACAAGAACUAGGUGAUGUUACUUUUCUGCACAGAAAUAAAAUUGCAAUGGAGUACAGAGUAAAUGAAAAAACCAAGAUUGAGAACGCUUCCACAUACAAAGCUUCAUCCCCAGACCACAGCCUGGCUACACGCCAUAACGAUAUUCACUCACUUGUCAAACGGAUUUCUCAUUCAAAAGUCUUAAAAGGAAAUUAUAAAUCAGGGCCUGGACUAAGGGAGCAGGAAUCUAUCCCGAGAAUGGCCGUCUCGCAGGUGGAAGAUUGGUGCAUACAAUCCAGCGAUGUGAGUCUAAGCAGUAAUGAAGAUCAUGGAGUAGAGCAGCAUAACUCUGAGACGGGAACAGAUGGCGAGGUCAGGAAGCCUUUAAACAACGGCGACAGGCGAGUGGAAGAAAUGCUGAAAAUGCAGGAGAAGCUGCUGGAAUGUGUUCAAAUUCUGACCAAAGAAGUAGCCAAAAACGAAGAUGUGCAGGAAAAAAAAGACGAGUGGAACACGGUGGUCGCUAUUUUGGAUCGUGCUUUUCGUAUGUUAUUUUUAAUUAUGUUCUUUCUGUCUACAUUAACAAUCUUUUAUUUUUCCAUGGUUUAG